Molecule: messenger RNA, 3823 nt
Organism: Otolemur garnettii (small-eared galago)
Lineage: Eukaryota; Metazoa; Chordata; Mammalia; Primates; Galagidae
Gene: ZNF783
Product: zinc finger family member 783
Exons: 7
Coding region: 2-1768 (588 amino acids)
Biological process (GO): regulation of DNA-templated transcription
Source: RefSeq, a predicted model, not a curated record
CAUGGCCGAAGCAGCUCCUGCCCCGGCUUUGGAGAGGGACAAGCAAACAGAGAACCAGAGGCCUUUGACUCCUUCUCUAUCACCCCAGCCAGCCACUGAGAAGAGUUCAUAUCUCUACUCCACGGAGAUUACACUGUGGACAGUGGUGGCUGCCAUUCAGGCUUUGGAGAAGAAGGUAGAUUCCUGCCUGGCCCGCUUGCUGACUCUGGAGGGGCGCACAGGGACAGCCGAGAAGAAGCUGGCUGACUGCGAGAAGACGGCUGUGGAGUUUGGCAACCAGCUGGAGGGCAAGUGGGCCGUGCUGGGGACCCUGCUGCAGGAGUACGGGCUGCUGCAGAGGCGGCUGGAGAACGUGGAGAACCUACUGCGCAACAGGAACUUCUGGAUCCUGCGGCUGCCCCCGGGCAGCAAGGGCGAGGCCCCCAAGGUGCCCGUGACCUUUGAUGACGUGGCCGUGUAUUUCUCUGAGGUGGAGUGGGGCAAGUUGGAAGACUGGCAGAAGGAGCUCUACAAGCACGUGAUGAGGGGCAACUAUGAGACGCUGGUCUCCCUGGAUUAUGCCAUCUCCAAACCGGACAUCCUUACCCGGAUAGAGAGGGGAGAGCAGCCUUGUCCUGGAGACCAGUGGGAUCAGGAGAAGGGGAAUGAGGAGGAGGCAGCAUGCCCAAGGAAGCCUGGAGCUGACCUCCCUCCACAUCCAGAGCAUGCUGCCAGCCCACUCUGCCCAGCCCUGGAGGAGCCAAAAGAGGUGCCAGUCCCAGAGCAGCAGGGAGACUUUGAGGCAAGAGUGACCCCAGCUGGGCCGGGCACUGAGCCUCCAGCCAGCACCAGCGUUUUGUCCUUGAUUAAACAGGAGGGAGAGUCUUCAGAUAGGGAGUCACCAACCUCCCCUCCCAGGGACAUCCUGCCCUGCUUGGAGCCAGGUGGUGGUGUGGCCAUCAAGACGGAGACACAGUCUGAAGACGAGAUGAUGCCGGAGCAGCUUUUCCUGGGGGCAUCCUUGAGCCAAACCGAAUGUAGAAUCCCUCAAGGGCCCAGAAGUAGGACUAGGGGCCCCAGCAGGCAUCAUGCUGAGGGUGUGCCCAGGGUGCAGGUGCGAGUGAGGGACCCACGGCCACCAGGGGCUGUGGGGGAGCCGCCACGAGUCCUCUCUCGCCGCCGAGAGCGGGCCUUCCCCUGCCCUGACUGCGGGCAGAGCUUCCGCCUGAAGAUUAACCUGACGAUUCAUCAGCGGACCCACGUGGAGGAAGAGCAUGGGGAGGCCCGGAGCAGCUCGCCCACCGGGUGGAGGGAAGGCCACGGUGCCCUGGAGCCGGGAGAGGUGGUGGUCCCCGGCCCUGUCAUCCGCUGGCUCCCUGAGGUGCCUGAGGGCCACCGCUCCCUGGCUGGCCGUGCCUUCAUGGGGCGGAGGCCGACAGCUACCAAAGUGUACCACUGCAGCGAGUGCCUGCGCUUUUUCCAGGAGCGGAAGAGCCUGCUGCUGCACCAGCGCCUGCACACGGGCAAUAGCCAGGGCUGGCCUGCCUGUCCCUACUGCGGCAAAGCCUUCCGCCGGCCCUCGGACCUCUUCCGGCACCAGCGCAUACACACCGGCGAGCGGCCCUACCAGUGCCCCCAGUGUGGCAGGGCCUUCAACCGGAACCACCACCUGGCUGUCCACAUGCAGACUCAUGCUCGAGGCCAGGCGGGCCCACACUUCCUCACUUCCUCUGCCCACCGCAGGAGCCCACCCCUGCCCCACCACCCUAGCCACAUGGAAGAGGGCUGACCAGGCAGGUUCUGGGCUCUGUCUGUGGGGCCUUUCAUGCUGCCUGGCUCUGCUUCCUUAUCUGGGAUGGUUUGGAGACAGUGGGUUUUUGUUUUGUUUUGUUUCCAUUCAGAUGGGAAGCUGGGGUGCUUUUGGUGACAGAGUGAUGUGUAUGCCUAGACUCCAUUUCCUGUUUUCUAAGUUUGCCAUUCUUUGUGGCCUUUUCUACAUUCCUAACUUAUAAAUGGUUCCUUAGGGCUUAAAGAAUGCCAAUUUUUGGUUGGGGGUCUGGCAGGCACCAUAGCUAAUAGGAUCAGAGAUCACAGCCUAUGAUAGAGACACUGGGGAUCUAGGACAUUGAUUUUUGUGCACAGAGAUCUUUUGCCUGCCAUCAGCAUGAGAGACCACAUAGUGGACAGCCUGAAGAAAAGGCAUUGUAGAUUGAGUUUGCUACUUUGUCAUUUUGAAUUAUUUUUUCCUUCUAUGGAGCCUUUCUAGUGCUUUUGUGAUGUUGUGUGUAGUUGUGAAGGGAACCAAGAGCUCCCGAGGGGAAGGAAUCAUUCUGCCCCCUCUUCCAUGUGUGGGGCUGGCAGGGCUGGAAGAGAUCAGUGUCUACGCGCCUGUGGGUCUUGAUGGAGAGACCUAGGCUGCUGUUCUGGCAAGAAAGUGUCUUAGCAGGUAUGUUUUCUGCCCAGAGUGAGGCCCAGUCUUCCUAGUCCUUCCGCUAUUGCAGAGGAAUAUGCAUUAUUGACUUUUGUUACCAGUUGUGAGGGGGGUGAAUAACACUUCCCGCCGCCAGGGGUCUCAGCAUUCAUGAUGUGCAAGGUCUGUUAGCUAGACCCCAGACACUCUGGGGGUAGAGGAUGCAGAGCACCUAGGAAGUUCUUCCCCAAGAAGACCCUGGGCUGGGUGAGGCUGGUCAGCUCUCCAGGCCUGCUUUGUCCCAUUAAGGACGCGCUGCCUCCCCUUCAAGGUGUUCUCUGAGAAAUCCAGGCUCUGAGGCAGAGUUGAGCAGGGAGAUUUGGGUGAAUCCUUUAACCACUGUUAGUCUCAUGGUUCCUGUUAAAAGGGGUCAUGGCCCUGGUGUGUCCUACCUCACCUUAGUGUUGUCAGGGUCAGAUUUAGAGGCACUGGGACAAACAUGAAGCCUAGUUUUUUCUCUUCCAUGUUGGUCACCAGCCCUUUCCUGUCAGAAUCCCUCAGGAAGCAUCUUUAUCUUCUGGAAUGAGUGGGGGUUCUGCUGGCUUUAGUAGAAUCCUUUCCCUGUGGGCUAUGUUCUCCGAGACCUCUUUGUAUUUCAAUCAAAUACUUAUCAAAGCACAAGGUUCAGACUAGAAGUUCUGGCAGCGUCAGGCUUCAUGGAGACUUGAGGACAGUUAGCUUCUUGUGACUUAAUAAUGUUAUGCAAGUGCUGCCUCCAGAGUGGCCCUGGUCUGCAUGAUUCUGCAGCUGGAGGGAUGGAUCCUUGGCAACCCUGAUAGGUCACUGUCUUCUCUGGCACUGAGAGGUGACGACAUUGGGGGCUGCUUCUGAGGACCUGGGUCCUUUCCUGUUGCCCUCCUGCCACUCAGAGCUUUCCUGAAGUCUUAAACAGAGUUGGGGCAAUAAUAUUGCCAUUUCUGGGGUGAGGGUAAGUAUCCCACAAAUCAGCCAAGCUCCCUUGGUUUUGGAAAGAAGAGACACCAUCCUUCCGGGCUGUGGAUCCUACCCAUCGGACUCAGGUGAAAGGAGGCAAACGCCCUCUGCAAACCACGAAUUGCUGGCCCCUAGUGGGCUCUUCCCCCCCCCCCCAAAACAUUCAAUGUGCAGCUCUGAGGUAGGCUUUGGGAGUUUGCCUAGCCCUCAAUAGAAUAUAUUUAAAGAACAUUAUUUACAUCAAAAUGAGUCAAUGGAAGCUUGGGAGUGCAGGAACAUAGCGGUCCUGGACUGGGAGGUGGGAGCCUUGGGUCCCAAACUCUCCCAGAUCUGGGCUUAGGCUUCCUCUUUUGUGAAAUAAAUAGCUGGGUCAUGACAUGAAAAGCCCUGCAGAACUGUGAAAGCUGCAGUUUCUUACCCUAAUUGGUGCUCAAUAAACAU